Molecule: messenger RNA, 1854 nt
Organism: Magnolia sinica
Lineage: Eukaryota; Viridiplantae; Streptophyta; Magnoliopsida; Magnoliales; Magnoliaceae
Product: probable tetraacyldisaccharide 4'-kinase, mitochondrial
Exons: 9
Coding region: 34-1260 (408 amino acids)
Biological process (GO): lipid A biosynthetic process
Molecular function (GO): lipid-A 4'-kinase activity; ATP binding
Source: RefSeq, a predicted model, not a curated record
CUAGUCCCCAACUCCUUCACCCAACACCAUUUCAUGGAAAACCUGAGAAGAGCAAUUACUCAAAUAGCCAACGCCCAAACCCAAGACCUCCAAAACCUCUCACAUUUCAGUCGCUUUUGUCUCAUCCCUUUUCUCUCCUUCUCUUCCUCCCUCUACAGACUCUCUCUCUUCCUCCGCCACAAUCUCUACCUCUUCGGCCUCUUCCGAAAGCAGAGAUUGCCGGUGCGGGUGAUCAGCGUUGGCAAUUUGACGUGGGGUGGGAAUGGAAAGACGCCGAUGGUCGAAUACAUUGCCUUAUUGCUUUCAAAUUCCGGAAUUACACCGCUCGUUCUUACCAGAGGUUAUGCUGGUGGCGAUGAAGCUAAAAUGCUUCAAAGACAUCUACUUAGCACUUCUGCAAAGAUUGGUGUGGGGGCAAACAGGGCUGGCACCGCAGCAUGGUUCUUAGAAAAAUAUGGUUAUAUUGAUCAGUUCAGUACAUGCUUUGAGAAACACUGCCCUGGUCAGAAGUCGAGUUGCUCUGAGGUAGGCAAAAUCGGUGCUGUAAUUUUGGAUGAUGGAAUGCAGCACUGGAGCUUGUUGCGUGAUCUGGAGAUUGUGAUGGUAAAUGGUAUUAUACCAUGGGGAAACGGUCAGUUGCUUCCGCGUGGACCUUUGAGGGAACCUUUGACUGCACUUAGAAGAGCAGAUGUUGCAGUAAUCCAUCAUGCGGAUCUGAUUUCUGAUCGUCAGCUCAGGCACAUUAAGGCGACAGUACGAGAAAUUAAAGAAACCCUUCCCAUUUUAUUCAGUAGGAUGUCUCCAUCCCACUUCUUUGAAGUCAAGAAUUGCGAUUCCAAAUUGCCAUUAACAACUGUGAAAAAUAUGGUUGUACUCUGUGUUUCUGCAAUUGGUUGUCCAAAUGCCUUCGUACUGGGGAUUGAGCAGAUUGGUCCUUUGUGUGUUGAUAGAUUGGAUUUCAGUGACCAUCAUUUCUUUCAAGCUAUGGACAUCAUGACGAUCAAAGAGAGACUUAAAGUACUAAAGGAUGAAUUCAGGGUCAAGCCUAUUAUUGUAGUGACAGAGAAGGAUUAUGAUCGGGACCCAGUUAUUCUAAAAGAACUCGAUCAGUUCAAAGUUUUGGUACUUUGUUCUUCCCUGCAAAUCGUGCCUUCUCCUGAACAGACGGAGGAGAGCUUCAAUGCUCUGUUGAAAAAGCUGAUUAACCAAUCAAAGUUGAAUUCAAUGGAAAAUAUCAACACAACUUCAGCACGAGGGUGACCUGAAAAUUCGUGGAUUGGACCAUAAAUACAUGUUGGAGAAGGUGGUGCACCUUGCUGCUUCAACCUUGAACGUGAGAGAAGGUGGAGUGACUGGUCCAUGUGGCAGCUACUCCUACCUCGCUUGAGAAAAAUCAUGCUCGGUAAAGUGCUAUUCUCUGUAUCCAUACCACCACUUUCAUGCAUGUGUGGCGUAAGAUAAUGUAAGAGAAACUAUGAGGCAAUUCAGGAAAGGAGAGAAGGAAGAGGCAAUUCAUGCAGACACCAACAUGUCACACGUGUGGGAGCCACAACUCUUGUUAUGUGGAGGGCGCCAGUACACAUCAGGUGAGCCAUAACUAUUAACCAUGGGUCAUUUUUCUUCUAAUCUCCCAUUUCUCUCAUACAUGUGGCCCAUUCAAUGAAAUAGAUUGACCUAAUUGUCAGCCAGGACAUGUUCACCGUGGCCUACCUGAUGGACGGACUGGAUGUUAGACACAUGUCACUGCCACCAUUUAUUGUUCCAAGCGUCGCCUCUUCAGUGUCUCCUUCCUUGAAUUGCACUAGCAGCUCUAUUAGUGUAAUUUCUCAAUGUUAAUUAAAAUUCAGUUGCUCA